AUGGCGUCUCAGUUCACCGUCCGCAAGGUUGCGGCUCCCAACACCCUCGAGCACCGUGUCUAUAUCGAGAAGGAUGGCGUCCCCGUCUCGCCCUUCCAUGAUAUCCCCCUCUACGCCAACGCAGAGCAGACCAUCCUGAACAUGGUUGUUGAGAUCCCCCGCUGGACCAACGCCAAACUCGAGAUCUCCAAGGACGAGCUCCUCAACCCCAUCAAGCAGGACAUCAAGAAGGGCAAGCUCCGCUACGUCCGCAACUGCUUCCCCCACAAGGGAUACCUCUGGAACUACGGUGCCUUCCCCCAGACUUGGGAGGACCCCAACGCUGUCCACCCUGAGACCAAGGCCAAGGGUGACAACGACCCUCUCGACGUUUGCGAGAUUGGCGAGCUUGUCGGCUACACCGGUCAGGUGAAGCAGGUCAAGGUUCUUGGCGUCAUGGCUCUUCUUGACGAGGAGGAGACCGACUGGAAGGUCAUUGUUAUUGACGUGAACGACCCGCUGGCUUCGAAGCUCAACGACGUUGAGGAUGUUGAGCGCCACCUGCCCGGACUUCUCCGUGCCACCAAUGAGUGGUUCCGUAUCUACAAGAUCCCCGACGGAAAGCCCGAGAACCAGUUCGCAUUCACCGGCGAGUGCAAGAACAAGAAGUACGCCAUGGAUGUGAUCAGGGAAUGUGCCGAGGCCUGGGAGAAGCUCAUCACGGGCAAGACCCAGCCUGGUGACGUCUCCACCACCAACCUGUCGGUCUCGCAGUCGCCUAGCCGCGUUGCUGCCGAGCAGCUCCCUCCUCUGCCUCCCCAUGAGGAGCUUGCCCCAGCCAAGAUCGAUGCCUCGAUCGACAAGUGGUUCUUCAUCAGCGGCGCCUCUGCUUAG
Molecule: messenger RNA, 873 nt
Organism: Pyricularia oryzae 70-15
Lineage: Eukaryota; Fungi; Ascomycota; Sordariomycetes; Magnaporthales; Pyriculariaceae
Product: inorganic pyrophosphatase
Exons: 4
Coding region: 1-873 (290 amino acids)
Biological process (GO): phosphate-containing compound metabolic process
Cellular component (GO): nucleus; cytoplasm
Molecular function (GO): inorganic diphosphate phosphatase activity; magnesium ion binding
Source: RefSeq, a predicted model, not a curated record